This is a messenger RNA of Notothenia coriiceps (black rockcod), 1479 nucleotides long. RefSeq names its product macoilin-1. The coding region runs from base 49 to 1479 and encodes 476 amino acids. NCBI's taxonomy places the organism in Eukaryota, Metazoa, Chordata, Actinopteri, Perciformes, Nototheniidae. The transcript has 8 exons. Gene Ontology annotation, biological process: neuronal signal transduction. The record is from RefSeq and is a predicted model, not a curated record. Gene Ontology annotation, cellular component: rough endoplasmic reticulum membrane.
GCUGCUGCGGAGCGAAAACUACAGCACGGAGGAAGUAGAAGCCAUAAGAUGAAGAAACGAUACGUGGACGCGAGCAGGCUACGGAAAAUGAAAAAGCUGAAAAUAACGGAGAAGCUUUCUGAAAGUGCGUACACCUUCGUGAAGUUUAUGAUGAUGUGGAUGCUGGUGCUGCUGGCAGAUUUCAUCCUGGAGUUCAGACUGGAGUACCUGUGGCCCUGCUGGCUCUUCUUUGGGAGCGUUUACACCACGUUCCACUGCCAUGGGCUGGCUAUUUGUGUUGUUUUUGUUUGUGCUGCCUUCACUCUGGACAUCUUUUGUUUAAUUUUUGUUCCUUUGCACUGGCUGUUCUUUGUGGCAAGCACUUAUGUGUUAUUCAAUUACAUAUGGCACACAGAGAAAGGCAUCUGCAUAUCCACGGUGUCCCUGUGGAUUCUGCUCGUCUACACAGAGGCGUCACUCCGACUAAAAGACCUUAAAGCCUCUCAUGCAAACCUGUCUCAUCUUUUUGCUGCACACUGCAUUGGGUAUCCUGUGGUGUAUCUGGGGUUUGAUGCCACGUGCUACUUCACUAACAUCUUCAAGCUGCGCAUUCAGAAAGCUGUGCAGAGUGAGAAUGACUUCCACAUGCACCUCCUGCAGCACUCGCUCCCCCCAGGCCUGCAGGUCUUCCCAAAGACGGGAACAGAUGGCAGCAGCAGCUCUAAAUGGAAGACAAAGCCUGAGUCCACUCAGUAUCAGUGUCAGAACGGCGCUGUGCUGGCCACUGACGAGGCUCACACCGUGGACUGCCUCCAGAUCCGCAGCGAGGAGAGAGCGCCAGAGAAGGGAGCGCUGGAGGGGAAGUCCGCUGAAUCAAACCGGCGGCCAUUACCAUCCAAACCUGGUGAGUCCAGAGAUCUGCUUCCCUGCGGGGCAGCCGGACCCGAAUCCUCCACAACCCCGGAAAAUCUACCUCAAGAUGAGCCAGGAAGCAAAGCUACACGGGCGGCUAAAAGCUCCUCGCCAAAAGCCAGCAGAGGCAGCACAAACACUCCCUCCCCCCCCGCAGGGAGGACGGAGAAGAAGCAGAGAUCCAGCUCGAAGACGGUCAGCCCCAACCGGGACGUCCCAGAGAAGAGCAAUCACCACGCUGAGCAGAUGAACAAGCUGGAGCAGGAUCUGAGGAGGCUGCGGGCCGAGCUGCAGCUGAGCCGGCAGAGCGAGCAGGAGCUGCGCAGCCACGUCUGCAACCUGACCAACAGUGAGCGCAGCCUGAGGCCAGAGGUGUCCCUGCUCAGACAGUCCAACAUGCUGCUCCAGAGCAAGGUUCUGUGCCUGUCUAAAACCAAGCAGAGGGACAAACAGAGCAGCGCCAUGCUGGAGAAAAAGACGAGAGCGGAGACGGAGGCCAGACUCUUCGUGGAGAAACAGUUGGCUGAGCUUCAGGCUCAGAAACUGGAGGAAGCAAACAACACAGCACGGAGUCUCAACAACAGGUAA